AAAACAAGACUAUAGUCUUUCCCCUUCCUCGCAGCUCCGACGCUCCAAAUCUCCUUCCCCAACUCGCGCCCAGCGGCGCUCCGGCCCUCAGCGACGGAGGGGCAGUCCCUGGCUCGGCGGCGGCGUCAGCGGCUCCCCCUCCCGCCUCUCGCCAGUCGCGGCUCUCGCCUCCGCCCUCCGCGCACCGGCCGGCGAACCUGCGUACGCACCUCCCUUUCCCCUCCCGCCUCUCGCCAGUCGCGGCGCUCGCCUCCGUCCUCCGCGCACCGGCCGGCGACCCUGGCGCUGCAAGCAGAAAUGGACAUUAAACGUCUUGAGGCAGAUAAACUGGAUUGCAGGCUCUAUGUAGGGAACCUGGACUUCAGGAUAUCAGAGUCCGAAAUAAUCAAGAUGUUUUCCCCCUUUGGAAAGAUUACAGCUGAGGAUUUCCUGUGGCACACACGUGGUCCAAAGAGAGGCGAGCCCCGGGGCUACGCCUUUGUUCAAUACACCACUAAAGAGGAAGCUCAGUUAGCAAAGGAGAAGAUGAAUGGAAAGUUAGUCUGCGGACGCCCAAUGGUAGUUCACCUUGCUAGUGAGAAAAGUUCUCUAGACUCUUCAAGUUCACAUAGAGCAGUCAAAGACAAAAAGCUGACGGGUGGUUCAGGAGGCAAAUCACAAUAUACUGAUCGAGCUGCAAAGAUAGCUGCUAUAAAAAACAAGUUGAAAUCUCUGGAGGAAGGGGGAUGUAGCACAAAAAAACCAAGACUUAAUCCAGACAACUUGACAGGAAUCAGGGAACAGUCUCAUAAGAAGUUUUGAAGCGAGGAUUCUUUCAUUCUUCGGAACGUUGAGUGCUUGUGCCCUCUCAUACUGGUGACACUUCUAAAGCUGCUGCUAUUCUAUAAUUCUAGCUUCAGUUAGUUAGUCAAGUCACAAAUGUAGCGUUUCCACAGUGCCUCAAAUAUGUACAAUAGUUUGUACCAAUCAUCUUUUUUUCCUGAAUGAAUCGUCCUUUUGAUGGGGGAAUCAUUGUGACUACAUACUGUCUUGUUAUUGACAACAUAUUAUCAGUGUGCUGCUGUGGAAGAUAUGUUUCCUCAACUUAA
Sorghum bicolor (sorghum) is the source of this 1088-nucleotide messenger RNA. Its product is annotated as probable RNA-binding protein 18. The coding region runs from base 298 to 801 and encodes 167 amino acids. Gene Ontology annotation, molecular function: RNA binding. Lineage: Eukaryota; Viridiplantae; Streptophyta; Magnoliopsida; Poales; Poaceae. The transcript is spliced from 5 exons. The record is from RefSeq and is a predicted model, not a curated record.